CGACUCUUGACUGAAUCUUGGUUGGAGUUCAUCUUCUUUUUUAAAAUUAUGUGACUGGAUUUUGUGGGUUCCACACUCCCUCCAUGACCAUGAGCAAAGCUCAGCAUCAACAAUAACAGUCAAAACCGAAGAAUUUGCUCUUUUGGGUUGCGGGGGAAUAUGACUACUACAGGAACAAGCACAUUUGUCAUCAGAUGGGUUAAUUUCUUCUCAAUGCUAGUAGCUGUGGUGGUCAUAGGAUAUGGGGUGUGGAUGAGCAGUCAUCACGACGGAUGUCACAAGUCCCUCACGCUGCCGGUUAUGGGCCUUGGCUCGAUAAUCUUUCUAAUAUCAGUCAUCGGGUUUCUCGGGGCACUAAAGAACAACUCUAUACUGUUAUGGAUGUAUUUGAUCAUGCUAUGCUUGGUUUUGAUGGGGAUUCUUGUAUUUACAGUCUUGGUGUUUAUUGUAACAAAUAAUGCUUCUGGCCACGAUGUUGCAGGUUUGAGAUACAAGGAGUAUCAGCUCCAGGAUUAUGGCUCUUGGUUUAUAAAAAAAUUAAACAACACCCGUAACUGGAAACACCUUCAAAGUUGUUUUGUGAAAACCGAGGUUUGCAAUAGCCUGCCAAAAAGAUACAGAACUCUCAAACAAUACAAAUUGGCAGAAUUAAGUCCCAUUGAAGCUGGUUGUUGCAGACCACCCUCUGAGUGUGGUUAUCCUGCUGUUAAUGCAUCUUACUAUGAUUUGAGCUUUCAUCCAGUGAGCUCUAACAAGGACUGCAAACUUUACAAGAACUCGAAAUUGAUCAAGUGCUAUAACUGUGAUUCGUGCAAAGCUGGAGUGGCACAACACAUAAAAACCGAAUGGCGUGUGGUUGCUAUCUUUAACGUGAUUUUGUUUGUGAUCUUGUCGAUGGUCUAUUUCGUGGGAUGCUGUGCAAGACGAAAUGCUGCCAGGAUGCACUCAAAAGUUUGAAAGAUCACUAAAUUGUUCUUUCAAGUUUUAAAGUGUCUUGUUGUUUAUUUUCAUUAGAUUCCUUUAUUGUAGCUAGGAUAUUAAGUGUAGGGCAUGGGCGGAACUGAUAUAGAAAAAUGAAUGGGUUGUUUAACGGGUCAACAUCAUGUCA
This is a messenger RNA of Helianthus annuus (common sunflower), 1108 nucleotides long. RefSeq names its product tetraspanin-10. Gene Ontology annotation, biological process: auxin-activated signaling pathway. The coding region runs from base 160 to 957 and encodes 265 amino acids. The transcript is spliced from 12 exons. Lineage: Eukaryota; Viridiplantae; Streptophyta; Magnoliopsida; Asterales; Asteraceae. Gene Ontology annotation, cellular component: plasma membrane; plasmodesma. The record is from RefSeq and is a predicted model, not a curated record.